This is a messenger RNA of Cyphellophora attinorum, 1074 nucleotides long. RefSeq names its product 3'(2'),5'-bisphosphate nucleotidase. The record is from RefSeq and is a predicted model, not a curated record. Gene Ontology annotation, biological process: phosphatidylinositol phosphate biosynthetic process; sulfate assimilation. The coding region runs from base 1 to 1074 and encodes 357 amino acids. NCBI's taxonomy places the organism in Eukaryota, Fungi, Ascomycota, Eurotiomycetes, Chaetothyriales, Cyphellophoraceae. The transcript has a single exon. Gene Ontology annotation, molecular function: 3'(2'),5'-bisphosphate nucleotidase activity.
AUGGCUUACGAUCAGGAACUGAAAGUGGCUCUCCUUGCCGUCGCUCGCGCCUCCAUCCUGACCAAGUCCGUUUUCUCUGCCAAAGCUAAGGGUACCAUCAGCAAAGACGAUGCCUCCCCAGUCACAAUCGGCGACUAUGGCGCCCAAGCCCUAAUCAUCUCCGCCAUCAAGAAGAACUUUCCGCAGGACGAGGUCGUUGGCGAGGAAGAAGCGUCCACCCUACGCACCGACACCUCGUUGUCGUCCAAGAUCUGGGAACUCGUCAAGGACGUCAAGCUCGACGAUGCGGAGUCUGACAGUCUACUCGGUGGCCCGAUCUCUUCUGAAUCUGACAUGCUCGACGCCAUUGACGCAGGCAACUCUGCUGGUGGCAACAAAGGUCGUAUCUGGGCACUUGACCCUAUCGACGGUACAAAGGGUUUCCUCCGUGGGGGACAGUAUGCCGUCUGUCUCGCCCUGAUGGUUGACGGCGAAGUGCAAGUCGGCGUCCUCGGCUGCCCAAAUCUGCCCGUCGACGACUCCGUUGCUCUGACAGAGGACAUCGGCGCCGCAGCCACAGACAAAGAAGGCUACGGUGUGCUCUUCUCCGCCAUCAAGGGCCAAGGCGCCAACUCCCAACCACUGACCCGGAAAGCCGUCGGCAAAGGCCACGCCAUCACAGUCAGCAAGAUCACAGAUGUCAGCCAAGCCGUGCUCUGCGAGUCUGUUGAGCCAGGGCACUCCUCCAAGGGCGACAAUGCCGACAUUGCGGCCAAACUCGGCAUCACCGGCAAGCCCGUACAGAUGGAUUCACAGGCCAAGUACGGCUCAGUGGCGAGAGGCGCGGGCGAUGUAUACCUGAGGCUGCCAGUUAGAAAGGACUACGUCGAGAAGAUCUGGGAUCAUGCGGCGGGAGAUCUGAUCGUGAGAGAGGCGGGUGGAGAAGUCACGGAUGUGCAAGGGAAGCGGUUGGACUUCAGUCGGGGAAGGACGUUAACGGAGAAUAAGGGUGUUGUGGCGAGCCCCAAAAAUGUGCAUGCUGAGGUGCUGGCGGCUGUGAAGGAGGUCCUGGGUGCGAAGACGAGUAAGGUUUAG